This is a messenger RNA of Penicillium egyptiacum, 1071 nucleotides long. NCBI's taxonomy places the organism in Eukaryota, Fungi, Ascomycota, Eurotiomycetes, Eurotiales, Aspergillaceae. The record is from the annotation of a GenBank genome assembly.
AUGGCAUACACCUCACCCCCUCCGUCCCGCUCCGUCCUCAGCAACAAGGCCCACCGAUACCGCAUACUAUUAAGCCUACGCUCCCUGCUAGACCGAUACCUCUCCUGGCCACUCCCCCCAGGACCCAGCGUCGAAAUCGCCAUUCCCUCGAAAGUCAGCAAAACCCCGGGAUCGAUCCAGCUCUACUUCUUCACCGCACCCUCAAGACCCCUCUGUCCUCGCAAGCAAACCCAAAGACUACCGCCCCGCCCCGUCCUCAUCAACUUCCACGGCGGCGGCUUCUCAAUUGGUCACGCGCGCGACGAUUCCCGCUGGGCGGGAACCGUGCUGAAAGCCUACCCAGAUGCCGUGGUUGUAAGCAUCAACUACCGCCUAGCCCCGGAGCGACCCUUCCCCGUUCCGCUGGAGGACGGCGCCGACGCCAUACUAUGGCUAUGGCAAGAAGCGCAGAAGUACAAUUUCGACAAGACGCGCUUCGCACUCAGCGGAGCCAGCGCGGGCGGUAACCUUGCUUUAGCAGUGCCAUUUCGGCUGCACGAGGAACUACAGAAACAACGCUGGGCGUCGAUAGGCGAGGAGAUAGAGUUGGCUGGCUUGGUAGUAUUCUAUCCCAGCACAGACUGGACACGAUCGCGGAUAGAGCGUGAUGCUACAAAUCCUAUUGCCCCACAGAAAUCCAUCAUUCCCCCUUCUUUAUUCAAGUUCUUCGACGAUUCCUACCUUCUCCCUGCCGGCCUGCCAAAAUGGCCGGGUACGGAUCGGGUGGAUAUGUCGCAUCCUUAUCUUUCGCCGGGUCUGGCGCCUGAGUCUCUGUUGCUUGCCACGUAUCCGCCUGCUGUUGCGAUUUAUACUUGUGGGUGGGAUCAGUUGCUUGUUGAGGGGAAUACUUUCCGGGAAAGGCUUGGUGGGUUUGUUGAAGAAGGGAAGAUGGCGAGUAUAGGCGGAUUUGUAGUUGAGGAUGUUAUUCAUGGAUUUGAUAAGAAGCCUUCUUUUUGCAGGGGGAAUAAAGCGCGUGACAGGAUGUAUGGGGAUGCUGUUAAUCAGUUGAAAGUGAUGUGGAAGAUUGAUUGA